Messenger RNA from Racocetra persica, 1221 nucleotides. Lineage: Eukaryota; Fungi; Glomeromycota; Glomeromycetes; Diversisporales; Gigasporaceae. The record is from the annotation of a GenBank genome assembly.
AUUCUCCCAACGUGAACAAGCAGAAAAAAAUUUGAAAAAGUUACUGGAAGAAAUUGCAUCUGAAAAUGACGAGUUAUCAUCAAAGGCACAAGUGAUGCUUCGUGAUUUUGAUAUUAUUAUUAAAAAUUUAGCUGCAGAACGAUAUUGGAACUCAACCAAAGUAAACGAAGAACGUGAAAAGACGCGUUUAGAAGAAAUUAUUUCUAAUGAAAAAGAAAAACAGCACUUCUUUAAGCUGAAAUCAAAUAUUGCUAUGGAGCAUGAUAUCGCAAGCAAUUUGUUCCAAAUCCAAAUUCAGAACCGCUUUAAACGUUAUAACGAUUCAUCAAAACAGAAUGACAGUAAAAAAAGGAUCAAAAUUGACGAUUAUUUUCCCGUACGCAGCAUCACUCCUCAAACAAAUAUUAGUACUGUAGAUUUAAACCCAGAUGAUUCCUGCGUUUCCUUUGUUUCACAUGACAUAUCUUGUGAAAGUUAUGAACAAAGCAUUUGUGCAGAUGAGGAUGAUAAAUUCAAAUCAAUGAUUUCUUGGAAAAGCCAUGACAAUAUUUUAGACAUGCAGAUGGAUUUUGAAGAAAAAGAUGAAUUAACUGAAGAUGAAUUUGAAAAAAGAUUAGCGGAUACAGAUAUUGUCGACAUAAGUUCGAGUAACCCUUCUUCAGUAAAUAAAGUAGUUUUCAAUAAAUUAAAAAAAACCGCGCAAUCUCAACCUCCACCUCGUAUUAAUGUUGAUGGACUUAGAAAGUGGAUUCAAAAAAAUUAUGCUCGUGAACUCACCAUUACGAUGUCAAACCUUCGAUCAACUACAACUAUUGAAAAUUUUAAUACUGAACAAACUGAUUUUAUAAAACGAAAUACAUACACAGCAACGAUAGUAUCACCUGAUUUUGAACUUUUGAAAUUUUCUUUUCCUAAUUUGUUUAUUAGCAGAUGGAAUGAUAAUGAAGUUCCCUCGUCUAAAUGGUGUAAUGAAAUUGUUUACGGUGAUGAAAAUGCUUUUGCGCGUAAUGCAGAUGGCAUUCUUUUUAAUUACGAGAAUACUAGCCAAGAAUUUUUACUUUUUGAAAAUGUCAGCUCCCCAUUAAAGACAAAAAAUCCAAAAUAUAAGGGCGACCUUUUAAAAUGCUUCCAAAACUCUGUAGAUGCAAUAUGCAAAACUUUCUGGAACGGGGAUGGUGAUGUAGAAUUGGCUAAAAAGUAUUACGUAUUAGCCUAUGUGUU